This is a messenger RNA of Chara braunii, 5727 nucleotides long. The record is from the annotation of a GenBank genome assembly. NCBI's taxonomy places the organism in Eukaryota, Viridiplantae, Streptophyta, Charophyceae, Charales, Characeae.
CGUCAGCAUUCAUCAAACUACAGGAAAACGCCAUCGAACGGCUUCCCAGACGAAGCAGCGCCAAUCUCACGGUCGACACUUUGGAUGGAACUAAGCUUUUCUGUGUUUCAGUUAUCGAUCGACAGACACGUGGCAACGACCGACAGACACGUGGCAACGACCGGGUGACACGUGGUGACAGCGGACUGCUGACACGUGGGAAGACCUGGUCUGCGAGGCAUUUCGCCAUUCGACGAAUUUUCGACGAACUAUCAACGACCUGGAGGAGUAAUCAAGUAAUGCGCUUCGUUACCGCCACUGCAGUCCAAUCAGCUUCCUUCUGUGGCAUCUCGUUCCCGCGCUUUCAAGACUCGUGUAACUCUGCUGCGACACGUGCCAUGUGCAGACGACAACGUGGCAUUCUUUGUCAUCUUCGCUUUGGCGCAUGUCGUUCCCGCGCUUUUUGAGGAGUCGUUCCCGCGCUUUUUGAGGAGUCGUUCCCGCACUUUUUAAGGAGUCGUUCCCGCGCUUUUUAAGGAGUCGUAACUUUAGAGACGACACGUGGCAUCUAGCGGAAGAGAAACGACGUCUAAGUCGGGUUCUGCAAGGCCACGUGGCAUUGUCGCGGUGCUGACGUGUGGUAUCGUGGCGGCUGCCUGCUGAGUCUGUGAAAGACAGACAGCCACGUGGCGAAAAGGUGCUGCUGACACGUGGCCGUCGGUAAAUCAAGGAUCAACGAAGGAAGGAUCGUUGGAGGAUCGUUGGUCACUCUCAGCGGAGACUCGAGAGAAGUUUCACUAGCUUUCCCUUUGUGUGAGAGUUCGACGACCUCAAGAGCGUGUUUGACUUUGCCACGUGGCGGCCUCUCGGUGAUCAUUGGUUGGUCGUGAGUGACCAGUGACGAGCUCUCUCUACACUUGUCGAGGCCUUCCUCCAGCUACUGCUCUUCUUUAUCAUCACAUUGAUUAAUAGUUUUGAUUUAGUAGCUCAAAUAAUAAAAAUAAAAAAAAAUCAAUACAUAUACAUACAGCAUUACAGCACAGAGAGCAGUAGGUACAGGAGAGAAACGGUCAUAGGAUGGCAGCGAUAGGCGCCGCGGCGUCGAGUUGCAGCAUGGCGGCUGUGGGUAGGUUGUCAUCUUCAACAAUCGACCUGUGUCCUGCUCCUUCACGUCGUCUCUUGCAUCGGCCGCCAACCUGUUGUUCACCUAGUUUAAAAUUUCCCGCCCAAAAUUUGCGGACGCCUUCUCGUAUAUAUUCCCUCUCUACCCCGACUGUGCUGACAAGUGGAGGCUCGUGCGCGACUACCGGUAAGGCACCUUCGGCGGCGGCGACCACCUCUUCCUCGGUCGCGGACCUGCAAAAUCGGGUCAGCUGCUCGUCGACGCGUGGCAGACCGGGAUGGCUAGCCUGCGAAAGGUUGACGUCAACGACAACGAGUAUCCCGAGCGCCAGAGCGGGGGGGAAGAAGAGUGCGGCGGCGCUGAGUACGGCGGUCAGGGGGAUGACGGAGGGUAGCGGCCUCCAUCGCAGCAGCAGAGGGAGGAGGGGUCAGAGGUCAGCAGCAGCAGUAGCAGCAGCAGCCGCAGCAGACAGGCGUGUGUUAUUAGUGAGACGAGGCUCGGUGUUGUGGGGAGAGGAGGUGGUGGGUGAAGGGGGGGGGGAGGAGGAGGGGCUCAGGAGGAGGAGAGCGAGUGGUCUCUCUCGCGCCGUCGGCGAUGGGUUGCGCCCCUCGAGACCUCUUCUUCCUGCCAUCUCUUGUAGUGCCUCUGAUGGCCAUGACACCUCCGCAUCAGGCGAUGCGCACCUAUCUUCUUCGUCAUUAUCAGAAGCCGCCGCCGGAAGAGGACGAGGGGCAUCAACAGCACCACCUAAGAACGGCGGUGAUGGCGACGGCGGGAAUGCCGUCUAUCCUGCGGUCGCCGUCGCUUGUCUCGGCGCGUUCUUGUUCGGCUAUCAUCUAGGGGUUGUGAAUGGCUCUUUGGAAUACAUUGCCAAAGAUCUUGGGAUCCUCAAGGACACGGCCGCGCAGGGGUGGAUAGUGAGCUCCUCCUUGGCGGGAGCUGCCAUUGGCGCGCUUUCCGGUGGGUCGUUGGCCGAUUGGUUGGGUCGUACGCGCGCGUUCCAGGUGGACGUUCUCCCGCUCGUCGUUGGCACUCUGAUGAGUGCCAACUCCAACGUGGUCCAGAGCAUGAUCCUCGGUCGGUUCAUUGUCGGGAUCGGGAUCGGGUUGACCUCGGCGGUCGUUCCGCUGUACAUAUCGGAAGUCGCCCCGACCGAUAUUCGCGGGAAACUCGGGACCGUCAAUCAACUGUGCAUCUGCAUUGGCAUCCUGGGCGCUCUUGUGGCGGGACUGCCGCUCGCUGGCAAUCCGGUUUGGUGGAGGACGAUGUUUUCCCUGGCGGCUGUUCCCGCCGUCUUGCUUGGGAUCGGGAUGCAGUUUUGCCCGGAGAGCCCGCGAUGGCUUUAUCAGCAGGGGAAGAUGAAGCAGACGGAGGAGGCCGUGGGUCGGUUAUGGGGUCGAUCUCGCGCCGAUCUGGCUAUGGCAGAGCUAAGGGAGAGUGGCGGCGGCGGCACCUCCUCCUCCUCCUCCUCCUCGUCGGGAUCGGGAGAGGAAGAGUCGCGUUGGCUCGAGCUCUUCGGUAAACGGUACUGGAGAGUCAUGCUCAUCGGGAUCGCGAUGUUCUUCUUCCAGCAGUUCGCGGGAAUCAAUGCCGUCGUGUAUUACUCUUCCGCGGUGUUCCGUAAGGUCGGGAUCGUGUCGGACGUCGCCGCCAGUGCUCUCGUUGGCGCCACGAACGUCGUCGGGACCGCGAUUGCCUCCUUCCUCAUGGACAAGCAAGGUCGCAAGAAGCUGCUGAUUGGUAGUUUCGCCGGGAUGGCUCUCUCGAUGUUGGUGCUCGCCGUUUCCCUGUCUUGGAAAGGCUUGGCGCGCUUUUCGGGGAUUCUUGCCGUUGUGGGGACGAUGGCCUACGUGCUGGCGUUCUCGCUGGGAGUGGGACCCGUUCCCGCGCUUUUGCUCCCAGAGAUCUUCCCCAACAGGAUUCGCGCCAAAGCUGUUGCUCUCUCGCUGGUCACUCAUUGGGUCUGCAACUUCGUUGUCGGCCUCACGUUCCUUGGAAUAGUCAAUAGUAUUGGUGUCAGCUCUGUCUAUUUAGGUUUCGCCGGCGUUUGCCUAUUGGCUAUUCUCUUUGUGGACAGAUUCGUGGUGGAGACUAAGGGUCGUUCUCUGGAGGAGAUAGAGAGAAUGCUCGCAGUUUCGGCGCCCUGAAGACUGAGAGACCUUGGUGCCAUUCCUAGGGGUCGGGAUCCCGGCCGCAGACAAGGGGGGGGUCGUUCUCUAGAGGUUGGAACCGCGGUUUGUGUGAAAAGAACAUCUGCAUGUAGAGUAAUGUGUAGUGGCGCCAGGCCCGAAGGAGCGUUCUCUAGAGGAGGAGGAGGGGGAGGAGGGCGAGGAGAUAGAGAGAAGGCUGGGUGUUUUGGCACCAUGCAGACCGGGACCUCUCUUAACCGUACCUAAGACAAUGCUUCGCGAUAUCGGCGGCGUGAGGACCGACCCUGUUACCAUGCCCAAGGAUCGGGAUCGGGAUCGGGAUCGUCGUAAAAGUCGAGGUGGGAACCUCGUUUGUGUGAAAGAAGGGCAAUAGUAGACGAAGUGUCGUUGUCUAGAGGAGGAGAGAGAGAGAGAGAGAGAGAGAAUGGGUGAGGUUUUUGAAGCCUGAAGGAAGACUCAUCCUCUCACCAUACCUAUGGAUAGGGAAUGUUCCAGGGAAUGUUCAAGGGCCCAGGGAAUGUUCCAGGGAAUGUUCCAGGGAAUCUUCCAGGGAAGGUACUAGGAAUAAUCGAGGUUUGAACCUGGGUGUGUGACGGAAGUGUCCAUAGUGCACACACCACUACUAAAGAGGGUUCUCUCGAAAACUCGGCCUUGAUUGUUCUAGAUGUUGCUGCCACCAAUUAGUCUGCCAAUCCAACUGGGAUUCCACUGAUUGUAUCAACCAAUUGUAAGUAAUAAUAACGUUUCUUCUUCCUCAUUGUCGUCUGCCCCUUGACGCUUGCAAUACAAUGGGGUAGGCCACGUGUCAAAUUGCCGCUCAGGAAUUCGGACUAAAGAUCGUCGAGCAAUCAGGAAGCAAAUGCUCAGCAUCCGACCUUAAGCUUGAACCGAGUGCAGGGGCGUGAUUGAGACGUGAUGGGCAGGGUCGUGAUUGAGACGUGAUGGGCAUCUGCAUUGCACAUAGUGGGCGCCAGAGGUUUGAUGGCGGAACGAAAGUCAACGGUCAACGCAAUAACGGGCAAAUGCGCUUAAGGCUGAGUGUCGCGCGGCGCUGUGCGGCAGUCAACCUCUCGAAGGUCAAUGCUGUGGAGCGCUCUCUGAUUAUAUAGCGCUCUGCUGACCGUCUAAGAGAGGCAGUGGCAGAGCGCGCACAAGAGAGAGAGAGAGAGUUGGUUGGCGUGGGGGGAAGAAAGAUUGGUAUUGUGUGCGUCUGAAGAAUCAAAACCAAGAAGAGUCCUGAAUCCCGGAGGGGGUUGGUGGGCAGUGUGCUUUAGGGCGUGGAACGGGGCGCAGCGAGGUCGGGGCAGGGGGCGAGGGAAGAGGAAAAGUGCGAGAGGGGGAGAUAGGUGAGCGAGGGGAAUUUGCGGAAGAAGAGGCAAAGACGUCGCGCCGUUGACUGGUCACUUGUCGUCUUCGCUGGUCGGCAUAGCCAUCGUCUUGCCAUGGCUCUUUACUGCCGUCGCCUUCGCUCUUCGCCAUAGCCAUCGUCUUCCCCCGCCGACCAGCGAAGACGAUGGCCAUGGCCGUAAUGACUUGUCUCCUUAGCGAUGGCCGUCGUCGUCGUCGUUGUCCUGUCAUGGCAUGCACGUGUCAUUGACGUGGGCUUAUGCUUUAUCAGCCUCAGUAGAUUAAUCGGGUAUGUAUAGCGAAGGCCAGAGAUAUCGUAAAAACGGGCGGGGGGGGCUUAGAUAACGAAUUACUAGUGCGCAGGAUAGCCGAUAGCCAUAGUCAAUCCAAUGGCUGGUCAAUUAGCCAGUCGACUAUAGCCGAUAGACAAUCGACUUUACCCGAUAGUCGAUUGGUAAUCGGCUAUAGGCCGUAGUGAAUUAUUUGGCUGAUCAAUUAGCCAGUCGGCUAUAGAUGGGCAAGGGCAAGAGACGAGGGCGAUCAGCCAUCCUAGCAGACAAUGUGUACUCAAUUAGGAAAGUCAGGCUGAAUUAGGAAGGCAGGCUCAGAUAUGUCGAUGGUCGUAUGUUUGAAAAUACAUGAAUAAAUAGGGAUGCUACCGUUCGAUUGCAUGCGCGUGGAGACAGCUACAUGCAUGCCUCUUAGUGCAUUUGCGGAGGGCUGGAGAGAGAGAGAGAGAGAGAGAGAGAGAGAGAGAGAGAGAGAGAGAGAGAGAGAGAGAGCCGGUGUACCCUCAUAGAAUUACUAAAGUAUUUGCACAUGAUGAUUUGCGAAAAGCGAGAGAGAGAGAGAGAGAGAGAGAGAGAGAGAGAGAGAGAGAGAGAGAGAGAGAGAGAGAAAGAGAGAGAGAGAGAGAGAGAGAGACACUGUAUACGUAGAAUUACGAAAGUAUUUGUACAUGAUGACUUGCGAAGGGGCAGAGAGAGAGAGAGAGAGAGAGAGAGAGAGAGAGAGAGAGAGAGAGAGAGGUCACACUGUUUCUACUGGGAAACGAAGAAAGGAACUAUAUUUCGGACGUGUUUCUACUGUCCCUACUGCGUAGCUGCUUUCUACGCUUGCAGUUUCACG